AUGUUGUUCACGCCGCGGCUGUAUACGGAAGACACGUGGGGUUCGGUUCUCGGCGUGGACAACUUCCACUCGCUGCCCUGCUACCACACCAGGACCUUCAUCUUCUCCAGUCAAACGGAGGCGGGCCGCAUGUUGUUCACGCCGCGGCUGUAUACGGAAGACACGUGGGGUUCGGUUCUCGGCGUGGACAACUUCCACUCGCUGCCCUGCUACCACACCAGGACCUUCAUCUUCUCCAGUCAAACGGAGGCGGGCCGCAUGUUGUUCACGCCGCGGCUGUAUACGGAAGACACGUGGGGUUCGGUUCUCGGCGUGGACAACUUCCACUCGCUGCCCUGCUACCACACCAGGACCUUCAUCUUCUCCAGUCAAACGGAGGCGGGCCGCAUGUUGUUCACGCCGCGGCUGUAUACGGAAGACACGUGGGGUUCGGUUCUCGGCGUGGACAACUUCCACUCGCUGCCCUGCUACCACACCAGGACCUUCAUCUUCUCCAGUCAAACGGAGGCGGGCCGCAUGUUGUUCACGCCGCGGCUGUAUACGGAAGACACGUGGGGUUCGGUUCUCGGCGUGGACAACUUCCACUCGCUGCCCUGCUACCACACCAGGACCUUCAUCUUCUCCAGUAAGUCAAGCAUGGGUGCGUCGUCGAGCGACCGGCUCACGGAGUGGACGGUGGACCUGUACCCGAAGGGCGUCUGGUUCAAGAAGAGCAUGCUCAUCGUGUGGUCCGGGACGUUUGAUGUGCCCGAAGUGGUGCUCCGCACAGUGCGCGUGUCCAUCACGUGCCAGAACCCGCCAGACGCGCCCGACUACGAUGACCAGCAAGAACCCGACGUGCGGGUCAAGAUCGGGCUCCUAGUUUGGGGCGUACAGAAGGGUGUGGAGCAUAUCGCUUCUGUGGUUGAGAGGGUACACAGGUUCUCUGCUCAAAAUAGGGUGCUAAACAUAGAUGGCGCGCUGGACUUCGACUCGCUGAACACGCCGCUGUACUCCCCCGCGUGCCGCCCCGCCUGCAGCCAGCCCGCGCAGGCCUCCGCCUCCUCGCAGCCGCACAAGGAGAGUUGUCCGAAAUGCAGCGAAAGGUGCGACAAUCCGGAGCCAAAGCAUCUAUUGGGUCCCAACAGGGACCAACUUAGAAUCCAAGUAGUAAUCGUGCCGCUAACGGACUACUGCCACGUCGGCAUUCCCGACACGGUCACAUGACCUACCGUCCUCAUCAGACCGAGCCGGCCUCGCACCAGACCGAGGCAAUACCGCUUCAGCUUCAACAGGGCUUGCACUAUGGACUUCGAGAACAUUUCCUGGCUGUUUGGAAACCGACCGUAGUGGCAACAAACCUACUUAUAUACCUUUAUCAAAUAAAUUGAUUGUGUAAGAUUAUACUCCCACGUGGCACUCCUGACACGGCCACAUGACCUGCCGUCCUCAUCAGACCGAGUCGGCCUCGCACCAGACCGAGGCAAUACCGCUUCAGCUUCAACAGGGCUUGCACUAUCGACUUCGACAACGUGUCCUGGCUGUUUGGAAACCGACAGUAGUGGCAACAAACCUACUUAUAUACCUUUAUCAAAUAUAUUGAUUGUGUAAGAUUAUACUCCGACGUGGCACUCCUGACACGGCCACAUGACCUGCCGUCCUCAUCAGACCGAGCCGGCCUCGCACCAGACCGAGGCAAUACCGCUUCAGCUUCAACAGGGCUUGCACUAUGGACUUCGACAACAUUUCCUGGCUGUUUGGAAACCGACAGUAGUGGCAACAAACCUACUUAUUUACCUUUGUCUAAGAUAUUGAUUGUAUAAGAUUAUACUC
Molecule: messenger RNA, 1812 nt
Organism: Cydia amplana
Lineage: Eukaryota; Metazoa; Arthropoda; Insecta; Lepidoptera; Tortricidae
Gene: Tango10
Exons: 11
Coding region: 1-1206 (401 amino acids)
Source: RefSeq, a predicted model, not a curated record